Messenger RNA from Dimorphilus gyrociliatus, 1446 nucleotides. The record is from the annotation of a GenBank genome assembly. Lineage: Eukaryota; Metazoa; Annelida; Polychaeta; Dinophilidae.
AUCAGUUAUCACGAGUGGAAAAGCUGUGUUUCGUCCGUGUGGUUUUUUUGACAACGUAAACAAAUCGAAAAAAUUAUGACCAAAUUUCGUUGUAGAUUAUGCAGGCAUUUUCUAUUCUCAGCAGCAGAUCUUUUGAAUCCUAAGGGCGAUAAGUUUGAUGAUAUUUACGGCCUUAGAGAAGAUGGCUGUAGCGAUACGCAGUGGUUCUUGGAUUUCUCUACUAAUUUAGACUGGCUGAAAAGCUGUUUUAUUCAAAGCAAAUACUUGAAAGGCAAGCUAUCUUGUCCCCACUGCAGUGGUAGAGUUGGAUCUUUUGAUUUCGUUAAACCUGUAUCAUGCGAUUGCGGUAGACACGCUCUUCCGUAUGUGAGAGUAUCAAGAAACAGAGUUGAUGUCGAUUAUCCUGUUGAAUUCAGUAUUCGACAAGCACACUCAACAAGACCAAUAAGAGUGACGGAACACAAAUCUAAGUCAUCAGAAAACUCUACCAAGUCACCUUAUUCACUUGACAAACAAUCCAGCGAAGAUAGCAGAAAUUCUGCCAGAUCAACAAAUUUUACUCACGACAUCAACGACGAAAUCGAUGGUGAACUAAUGUGUCCAAUAUGCUUAGAAGUUUAUUACCUUCCUCACAAGUGCUUGCCAUGUAAGCACGUGUUCUGCUCUCCAUGCUUAAGGAGGCUAAAUGGAUCGCGUUCGGAGCAAACUAAAUGUCCUUUAUGUCGAGUUAUUAUACAAAAAUGCCUACCUGAACAAGAAAAAAGUUAUAUGGUUCGAAUGAAGUAUUUAGAAGAGUAUAAAAAUAGAAGAAACGCCGAAGGAAAAGUAGCUCAUACGUUGCCUCAGUUACCAUCUUCAAUGAAACGAAGAAAAAUUAACAAUCGACCACGAUCUUCGAAUAUUACACGAAUGCUCGCUCCCUAUGCUGGAGUUGUCUUUGUUUUAUUACUAUGCCUAUUAGCCGCCGUUAUCUUAUUUAUAACUUUUUCGGCCGGAAUAUGGUUAGCUUGGCAAUUGGUUUUGGAAUUGUAUCUAUCGACUCAAGACGCCCUGGUUCACAAUUGGAGAGCACUAGUCGUAUUUGUUGGUUCACAAAGGUCAAACUCCUCUCACUAUCUAAAUGUAUUUUUUAAAGGUAUGAAGCAUUCAGCAAGCAAAGCUGCUAGGCUUUUGGCCUCGUCAAUUGAUCACGCACACGAAGCUAUAGAAGGAGUCGGAAACAUGUACACGGAAAAGUUUAAUCGUACAUCUUUUGUUUUAUCUCAGCUUAUCGAAUCCGCCCAGGAGCAUAUGCACUCGUAUAAUACGACCGUAUAUAUUGAGCGAGUUAGUCAAACGGGAAUUGGAUUUAGUAGAAUUUUAUUCGCGGCUGCCGCUUUCUUCCUUAUAAUCAAGCUGGCGUUGUAUAUACAAAGGAACAGAGUAAAUCCUCACAGGAUUGCUUAG